This is a messenger RNA of Mytilus trossulus (common blue mussel), 1024 nucleotides long. RefSeq lists its product as uncharacterized. NCBI's taxonomy places the organism in Eukaryota, Metazoa, Mollusca, Bivalvia, Mytilida, Mytilidae. Gene Ontology annotation, molecular function: ubiquitin protein ligase activity. The transcript is spliced from 3 exons. The record is from RefSeq and is a predicted model, not a curated record. Gene Ontology annotation, biological process: protein ubiquitination. Bases 167 to 865 code for a protein of 232 amino acids.
UGUAUUUUGUAUACUGCUGUUUGUUUGUCUUUUGGUCGUUUUUUGUAACUUGCCGUGGCUUUGUCACGUUGUUUUGCGUGGUAUUAUCAGUUUGUCUUCGACUUAUGUGUUUGAUUACCUCUAUAAUAUCUUUCAUCUCGGUAUUGCAGGGUUAAAGUCAGCCAACAUGUCUGCAAGCGAACACACGUGUGACGUUUGUUUUGAGGAUUUUGAUAGAGACAACCACGAACCAAGGAAAUUGCCAUGCUGUCAUACAUACUGUUCUCAAUGUUUAGAAAAAAUGGUGUCACGUAAUGCUUCUUUAACUUGCCCAAAUGAUCGUUCUAUCCACAAACUAGGAAUUCUAGGUGUUUUCGGUUUACCUCUGGAUUCAUCUAAACUCGCAGACAUUGAUAAGAGAGAAGUGACAUCUCCUGUAGGAAGUAUAAACUUCAGCAGCGAUUUUGUAGAACCGUCUAGACCCACUACAGCACGGCCAUAUAGGCAAGCACAAAAUCAUGUUAAUAACAAUCAUGUACCUGUUUCAGCUCACCGUGAACAAUACAAUACACCACAACCCACUGGCAACAAUUAUUACAUGCAGCCGUAUCCCAAUAUGCCAUACAAUUAUAAUACACAGUAUCAAGGUUUUUCACAAAUUCCUAUGUAUAAUCAACAUAUUACACCAAGUGAUUGGCAGUCUUCAGAUCAGUGGAGUUAUCAAUUCAAUAACACCCACCAGUUUUAUCAGCCAAUGAUGACGACCGCUACAACUUUUACACAUGAUGGGAACUGUGGACAAAACAUUAUAGUAAGUUCUCCUGGUGGACACAUAGUUAUAAGUCAGGAUGGAUAUGACCAGAUGAUAAAUGUUGUACAUUUCUAAACAAAAUUGAGAAAAGAGCAUUGAUUUUUUAUAUCUUUUUUACCUGAUUAGUUUGUUAAAAUGUAUGUAUGCAAUAUUAUUAUGUGUAUAAUAAUUUGAUUGACAUUGGUUUUAUAUUUUCUAUUGCUCUUAAUUUGCUGAUUUUCCAUUAAAAUAUUU